AUGGCCAAGGACCUCCACCAGAGGUUUGGUAAGCACAAGCUUGCAUACUACCAACGUGAAAUUUUACAGUUCUCUCGGCUUAAGAGCUUAAAGUGCACCUUCUCCCAUUGGAGCAUCUAUCAGUGGGCAGAGAUCAAGUGCAUGAAUGCCAAUGUUCCAACCGGCAAGAGGCAUAAAGUGGUGACCAAGCUCUCCCCCCUCAUCACGGCAAACUGGACUAAGCUUAGUGAAGCAGAGAAGGUUGCUGCUACCAACCCCCUCACUGAAGCCUUUAAUGAUGCACAUGAAGACAAGGUGUUCUCUCCUCACAAUGUCAUGCUGUCAUCAUUUCAGGACACUAACAAGACUCUCAAGAGUAUUCAAACUGAGUUCCAACGCUUACAUGCUUGGACUAGCAAUCUGAUCAUUAUGAUUGUCUGUUGUGGCAAUGUCAGCCAGUACAACCAGCCUGUUGCCUUCAGGACUCCGCAGGCCAAGGACUUCAUUGACUUGGCCUUUGGUCUUGCUAAGACAAAGGGAAAACUUAUGGCAGAGAAGAAAACCGCUGUUGGACAGCUGAUCUAUGCUAAACUUGUGGCAGCUCCCUUCAAAUCCCCUUGUAUGUACUAUGUCAACUUCAAUGACCAUAUCACUGCAAAGUAUGGGAUCAUUGUUGAGCACUGGCCUUUGAGCCAGUUCUGCAGCCCUACAGAAUUCAGUGCCAACCAUGACCUCAUCACCCUUCACAACUUGUGGCCGGCAGACACCACAUUCUUCCAAAAGAUGUCGGAUCAGGAGUUUGAGCAGUGGGAAACCGAGUGCACAACCAAGCACCAACAACAAGCCACCAAGACUGUGACUGAGCCUAUUACAACACCAUCAGUGCUUCCAUCCUCCAACAUCUCUGGCAUGGAUGUCAACAAUACUUUGGCCCAGUAA
Messenger RNA from Coniophora puteana RWD-64-598 SS2, 918 nucleotides. RefSeq lists its product as uncharacterized. The record is from RefSeq and is a predicted model, not a curated record. The transcript is spliced from 6 exons. Bases 1 to 918 code for a protein of 305 amino acids. NCBI's taxonomy places the organism in Eukaryota, Fungi, Basidiomycota, Agaricomycetes, Boletales, Coniophoraceae.